CGAAUACCGGAGCCCGGCGAUUUUAAUAUGCUCCAAAGAUAGAGGGCGCUCUUCCGGAAGUAAACAUUUUAGUCGUCUCAAAAAAGUAAAAGAAAGGAAAGAAAAUCUAAAAUAAUGCACGGAUUUGAAAGAAAUGAAGCUGGAAAACUGUUUGUUGGGGGCCUUAGCUGGGAUACUUCUAAAGACAGUCUGUUAGAAUACUUUAGUCAGUAUGGGGAGGUCAUUGACUGUGUUGUUAUGAAGAAUCCAGAGACCGGAAAGUCACGAGGGUUCGGUUUUGUGACCUACAGAGACACAUCAUGUGUGGAUACAGUGUUAUCAGUACCAGCACAUAUUGUAGACGGAAGACAGGUGGACCCAAAAGCAUGUAACCCAAAAGGUACAAACCGAGGUGGUGGAGGAGGUGCAGGUGGUGGACAGAUGGGUGGAGAACAUAGAAUGAACAGGGGACCUAGAGGCGGGGGAGGAGGUCCACAGGGAGAUAGGAAGAUAUUUCUAGGUGGAUUACCUAAUGGUGUUGAUGAGGAAGCCAUUAGAAACUUCUUCGGUCAAUAUGGCAAGGUUCUAGAUGUGACUGUUAUGUAUGAUGCACAGAAGCAGAGAUCUAGAGGCUUUGGCUUCCUCACGUUUGAAUCAGACGACGCUGUCAACCAAGUUUGCCGAGAACAUUUUGUAAACUUCAAUGGCAAAAAGGUGGAAUGUAAAAGGGCUACACCACGUAACCAAGGCAACCAAGGUAAUGAAGAGCCACCACCCCAUCCACUUCAUAUGCCCCACCCUGGGGGCAUGCCUCAUCUGGAAAUGGGCAUGCAGCCCCAGCAACAUGGACCCGGUCCCAUGCCAGGACCUGAACCCCAGUGGACAUCGCCCGAAGGUUGGAACCCACAUGUACAGCAGUCUCCUCCACCACCACCGCAAGUAGGUGUUCCACCUCAGUUCCAGCCUGGAGCUGUACAGUUUCAGCCAGGUUACCAGGGUGAGGUGCCUGCAGGUGCACCCCCAGGCUGGCCACAACAACCACCCCCACAAGGUGCAGGAGGAUGGCCCCCUGGUGCACCACCACCACAGCAACCAGGAGUCGCACCUGGAUCUGCACAAUUCUUACCCCAACAGCAGACAGCGUCUCAGAGUUUUGCCAGUGCACCUGGCACUCCAGGCGCUCCAGUGUAUCAGUAUGCUACAGCCCCUUCAGGUCAGCAACCACCCCAGCCCAACGGUCAAGGGCUGCCCCAGGUUGCAGCAGUGGGUCAACCUGCUCCCAGCAGCUAUGGUUAUACUACAACGACGUAUGCAGCGCCAAAUGUAGCCCUCCCACAAAAUGCCAGACAAUAUCAGGAUUUUGCAGUAGGUUCACCACAGGUUCAGAUAGCUACAACAAUGGCUCCAUUACAAGGUACACCAGCCCCUACUUCUACAGCAGUAUCUUAUUCUGCCUAUCCUAGUCCUUACGGUGCUCCAGUCCCUGCUGGGGCAGCCCCUACAGUGGCCGCCUCAGACCCUUAUGCUCAGACCGCCCUCGCACAUCCACAGGGAGCAGUACAGGUGGCGGCCCCAGCAGUAGCACCCCCAACUGGGCAGCCAGGUGGUGUUCCAGCAGGGUAUGGUAGUCCACUGGCACAGUCACCUGUAGCAGCAGGUUCUGGAGAUCCCGCAGCACCCAAAACUGUUGAUUACUCUAGUUACUACAGUGCAUAUGGUUAUGCUGUUGAGGCCAGCCCUACAGCAGUUACAGCAGCAUAUGGCGCUCAGCCGACUCCAGCACAAGCCCCCGCACCUGCGCAAGCACCUUACGCUCCUCAAGAAGUGCCUCAAGCUGUGGCGUAUGGAGGAGCCCCUGCUCCAUCACCCACAUUCCAGAGACAGAGCUCUGGCCAACAGUUCCAUCCUUAUGCGCGGAGGUAGUGAAUGAACACAGCGCAGUAAGCACCUGUACAUAGACUUUAGUAAUUAACAACUGUAUAGUUCAUGCAUUUAUUGCCAUUUACUGUAUUGUUGAUUUAAAUGCAUUGCCAUUUACUGAAUGGCUAAUGCAUUUAUUGCCAUUAAUGUAUUGUUAAUAUGAAUGUAUGGCCAUUUACCGUUAUGGCUAAUGCAUUUAUUGCCAUUUAAUCUAUGGUUUAUGUAUUUAUUGCCAUUUAUUGUAUGGUCAAUGCAUUUAUUGCCAUUUAUUUUAUGGUUAAAUCAUUAAUUGUCAUUUACUGUAUGGUUAAUGCUUUAAUUGUCAUUUAUUGUAUGGUUAAUGCAUUAAUUGCCAUUUACUGUAUGGUUAAUGCAUUAAUUGCCAUUUACUGUAUGGUUAAUGCAUUAAUUGCUAUUUACUGUAUGGUUAAUGCUUUAAUUGUCAUUUAUUCUAUGGUUAAUGCAUUUUUAAUUGUGGUUUAAGAUACAGUUAGG
Molecule: messenger RNA, 2394 nt
Organism: Ruditapes philippinarum (Manila clam)
Lineage: Eukaryota; Metazoa; Mollusca; Bivalvia; Venerida; Veneridae
Product: DAZ-associated protein 1-like
Exons: 12
Coding region: 115-1902 (595 amino acids)
Cellular component (GO): cytoplasm
Molecular function (GO): RNA binding
Source: RefSeq, a predicted model, not a curated record